Messenger RNA from Esox lucius (northern pike), 4275 nucleotides. Its product is annotated as protein FAM122A. Gene Ontology annotation, molecular function: protein serine/threonine phosphatase inhibitor activity. The transcript has 9 exons. The coding region runs from base 1001 to 1669 and encodes 222 amino acids. The record is from RefSeq and is a predicted model, not a curated record. Lineage: Eukaryota; Metazoa; Chordata; Actinopteri; Esociformes; Esocidae.
GUAAACUACAUGUCUGUUAAACUCACAUUUUGCACUCACAGUCGACUAACGUUACCUUGCAAAAUCCUGUAUGUAUUCACUUUUAGGUUAAACAUGCCGUUUAGUACCAAACGUUCAGGUCCGUAGUGAAACUAUGAAAUUGAACGCACCUGUGACUUGUCCCGGAUUAUAUACUCCGCCUACGUGUUGCACCGGACAUCGCAAACCCAACUCGUGCAUUGGAAACGAUAGCCUGUGGGCUAUAUUGAGUUAGUUAUACAAAGUUUGGUACAGGUUUAACUUGAUUUUAGAGCCAGUGCUCUCAUGUUGCAAGGAUUAUUCUUCUGUGUAAUGUUAUGUCAUUCCAGGGAGAGGCGCUGUUAUCACAGAGGACCAGCUACCUCUAUUUGGUGGAGGACUAUUAUACUUUAAUAGUUCGAAUGUUGAAGGAUUUGGUCAAUUUCUUUGAUGUCGCAUUCAACAACUUAAGCGGAGGAUAUACAUUGUCUGCUACCCAAAUGGUAUUUUGUUGAGGACCGCCGCGUUUAAAAAAAAUCUUACUGGUUAGUUGCUAGCUAGCCAAGUUGGAGUGUUAGCUAACUAGCAUUUUCUUAAGAAGUCUACAGUUGCCCUCCUAACCUAAUUUACCUGAAAAGUUAUUUUGAAGGAUAUUUCUCGAUCGUUUACAGUGCAAGUGUUUUUCUCUGGGUAACGUCUUGUUUGUCUUAGUGGGAAUUGCGUUUCUGAGUCAUUUGUUGUAUACGGUUUGUUUGGUAGCUACGAAUAGUCGUUUGUUUUAACUUUUGCCAAAAUUCUGGCUUCACUGAACGAAAAUGAGAUAAGAGGGAAGACAUUAAGUACAUUUCCCGCUGAUUUAGCGGCUCAGAAUUGGAUCGAAAGGUUUGUGUGUGAGGCCUGCAGGUCGGGCUUUCACCGGGCUAGAGUAGGGCCUGACGCCUCUUUUGAGUGCUCUCAGGCCAGCAGUUCUCGCUGCUAGGCUGGAGGCCGGGGAUUUCAAGACAUGGAACGAAUGGAAGUGGACCAGUGCGCAGGCGCAACGACCGGGACCGGAGGCGGAGCUCUUCGUAGAUCGAACAGCGCCCCUAUGAUCACCAGCGUCAGUGAUGGCAUGGCAGUGUUUAGUCCAAUUAAUUCAGCCCGGUAUCGGCGGAGCAGUGUUUCUGUCAACCCCAGCUGUCCGUCUCGGGCCAUCCCCCUGUCACCUUUUUCGUUGGCCGGUGAGAGACAGGACCACAAAAAGCAGGAAGAGAAUCUGGAGAUGACACUCAGGGGGAGUCUGCAGAGACUGAGUGCCUCCAGUCUGGUCCCUCCUCCUGUCAGUCACUGGCAUGAUCAAUCAUCAGGGGGAUUCCAUUCACAGGACAGUGGGGUCACACCCAAUUCCUCCCCUAGUCCAACUCGAAGGUUUAGGGGGCCUGCAGUCAGCUCUACUGUGCGAUGGCCUGCCCUGACUCCACUGAAAAGGAAAGGAGGAGUGGAGUCUGAUGGCCCACCCAAGAAGCUGUUUGUUGCCGGGGUAACAGAUCCUGCUCAUCGGACAAGUUACACAGUCAGUGUGUCCCAGGCAUCUGCGGACUCUCCCACAGGUGGUGGGUCUGCGUGUGGUGUCAGUCCCCAGGGUAGUCCCCUGUCUCCCCCUUCUUUUACCUCUCACCACCACAACAUCUAAACACCCCAACACCAAGAGCCUAUCACAGACAGGACAACUAUCAGUCAUCCUAUCAGCCUACCAGAAUUCCUUUUAAAAAAAUCAACCAAAUUAUCAAAUCCUGCUUACUCUGUCCACCCAUUGGUUCCUGGGAAUCAAAUUAGUAAGCCUAUCCGAGCUCUCGUUUCUACGCAAUCAGCACUUGUGAAGAAUCCAGAUCCUGAAUUGUAGUGAAGUGAAUAUUGAACCGUUUCACAAAGAAUGGCAUCUGUGCUUUCAGAAGCUUGCCCUGCGAAAGGAAGUUUGGUAUCAGGUCAGGUGUCCAGAGCAUUGUAUGGUAGUGAUUUUGUUUAGGCAUUGUCUGUGCCAACCAAUGGUUGUGUGCCAUGUCAUCAACAGUUUUAUCGACUAACGUCAAAUGCUUAUCCAUGCGUUCUGAGAACUGCCAGGCGUCAGCAACACACUGGGCAGAGGGGCAUGUCCAGUGUCAGGUUGAAGAGACUGUGACUGUGGGAGAGCACUUAAACAAUAUUUGAAUAACUUCUGGACUCUUUGCUGUGCAUGUUCGUUGUAUUGUGAAAUCCAAUGUCAACUAUGGUUGUCAUUGUCCUUUUGGGCUUUAAUCUCAUAUCUAGAGAUGUUACUGGUACUGUAAAACCGAAGUAGUCCAGUUUUUUUUUUCAGAAGUUAGCACUCAAACAUGAGACAUGAAGUAAGUAGGGCAUCACAGCUGAAUACAGAGCUGUCGGUGGUUGUGUGAAUAGUGUAUUAUGUGAAUACGCUAGUUUGAGAAGCGCUGCCUUUAUUGCUCCUCAUUUUGUUUGGACGAGGGCUUUUAUACUAUAGAUACAGAAUCCCCAGGCAAAGCUAUGCCCAGGGGACCCAUCCACUUCCUGGUCCUUGAAGGCCAGGCCAAAUUAGGUCUGCGUGGAUACUGGUAAAUCAAAUGUGAACACAUCGGUCAUUAAUAUGACAUGAAUCCAUGAUUUAUGCAAUGGUGUUCUUUAGUUAGGUAGGACCAAUACUGGGGUUGUCAGUCCAAGUGGAGAUGGAUAUUACCCUCUCUCUACAUGGGUACUUUAACAGAGAAAGUCUGUGGGAGGUUAACAUCACUUUUAAUCAUGGCUUACAUUACCUGAACACCCUUAUUCCCAUUCUGUAAUGUAGCUGGGUUAUACAUGUGAGAUAUGACAUCAAGGGAAGGCAUAUCAUGCUGUUUGGAUUCAUGUAAAAUGGGACAAUUCUGUGAUUUUUAACCCCAUGAUUCUGUGACCUCCAGACCUUUGACUUGUGAAAUAUGUACAGUCUGUAUAAGCUGCUUAGAGAAGGUUCUUAUACAAAAACAAAAUGUUAUCAACAGUUAAUGUGUAAUAUUUUGCUUUCAAUUGCCCUUUCCAGAAAUGGUUAAAAUGUAUUUUUUUGUGGACAAAACAUACUUAAAAUGUUAAAUUUUGCACUUUCAAAUUUUUAAUCAAUAUUGCUGUUACACAAAUGGGAUUAUAUCUUCAUUUUAAGUCAUGCUGUUCCUAUGUGUAUUGUUUGCUUUGUUUGCUCGGUUCUCGUCGGGUCACUGUUACUCCUUAAAAGAGCUGAGGUCAUUGCAUGUCCUGGAAUGUUUAGGGUCAUCUUAUCUGCUGGUCUAAACAGUUUAUUUUUCCUCAAUGACAAUCAGUGAAUUUCGAGGGGAAAUAAAAACUCCAGUUGUUAUUGUUCGAUUCAUGUUAUUAGGGCUGUUCACAUCUUUUGGGUCAGAAGAAUCAAUUGAUGGAGGCUUCAAAGUGCAUUGUUUAGAUUGAGAAACAACAUCACUGAUCAUUGGUGUUUGAUUGAGACCUUAGUGUAGAUCAAUCAACUCACAUUGCCAAAUCCAAAUUAUUACUUUUCACACAUUAUGUACAGGAACUUAGACUAGCUUUCUGGCAUGGGUUUGAUAUUCUUUCUUAAGUAUAGAAAGAUACCACGUAAAAUACCUUGGCCAAAUUGCAUGAACAUCAAUACAGUAUCUUGCAUAAUAACUCCCCAUUCUAUACUGUUUGCCUGAGGUUAACCUUCAAGUAAAACUUCAAAUGGCAUUAAAAUCAUGCGGUAGGUUCACUUAAAAAAAAAUUGUUAGAGGAUGAAAUAUAGAGGGAGAGAUGCAUUUAAAAGUUUGAGAUUAUCUUAUGCCAAAUAUUUAUAGUCUGAUGUUCAUUGCAGUUAAGCCACUGGGUUGUUAUGCCUUAUCAGCAGUGUUUCCCAGUCUCCUGGUGUACAAGGAGACCACUCCCUAUAGGAGAUGGGUCAUGGUCUGGUUAUCUCAAUUUUAACUCUGUAGAUCUGGUUCUGAGUGGUGCUUUGGUCAGUCAACAAUGUAUCAAAAUUCUAAAUUGUUUUACAAUUAUUUUUGUUUCCUUAUGUUAUUUGUUUGUUAUUCUUGUCAUUAUAGAAAAUCACAUUUAAAAUGUGAUUAGCCAAUCUUAGAUUGUUUUCCAAAACAACAUGUCAGUGUUAGAGGGCUCCUUUUCUGACAAAGCAAAGAGGGGAGGGGGGAGGGUGUGGUUGAGUAAAAUGUUAUUGUGAGAAAGGGAAAAAGCACAUCUGCCAGAACAUUCAGAUAAGUAUUUUCAAAAUGUAAAUAGAUAAAAAAA